Messenger RNA from Corticium candelabrum, 1327 nucleotides. RefSeq names its product 26S proteasome non-ATPase regulatory subunit 13-like. NCBI's taxonomy places the organism in Eukaryota, Metazoa, Porifera, Homoscleromorpha, Homosclerophorida, Plakinidae. Gene Ontology annotation, molecular function: structural molecule activity. The coding region runs from base 34 to 1170 and encodes 378 amino acids. The transcript is spliced from 16 exons. Gene Ontology annotation, cellular component: cytosol; proteasome regulatory particle, lid subcomplex; nucleus. Gene Ontology annotation, biological process: ubiquitin-dependent protein catabolic process. The record is from RefSeq and is a predicted model, not a curated record.
ACUGUAAGGGUUCCAAGGGGAAACGAUCUUGGCAUGAGCUCGGUGGUCAAACAUUAUCUGACGGAACGUCAGGAGCUUGCUGAGUCAGCAGACAUCGCUCAAGCCUGGGCCGAACUAGAAGAUCUCUAUACUCGAAAACUGUGGCACCAGCUUACUUUGAGACUAAAAGAAUUUGUUAAAAGUGACUAUUUCCAAAGAAGCAACGGUUUACUUCAGUUGUAUGAAAAGUUUCUGUCAGACUUUGAACACAGAAUCAACGCUCUGUCUCUUGUCGAGAUUAUUCUCUAUGUCAAAGAGGACAUUGAAGAUCCUAAUGCUGCUGUUGAAUUUCUUGAACGAAUCAAUGAGAAGGUGAAAGACAAUACAGAAGCAAGGGUGCUCUGCAACACAGCAAUUGGGACCAUCAAACUGCAGCAGGGAAAUCUAGGUGAUGUUAAGAAACUCAUUGAAGAGACAGAAGCUAUGCUUGAUACUGUGUCGAGUGUUUCAUUUAUACAUGCUCAGUUUUUCAAUCUCUGCAGCAAAUUUCAUGCGACAACUUCUUAUGCUGAUUAUUAUCGUGAUUCUUUACGAUAUCUUGGAUGUGUAGACUUGGUUGAUGUUUCAGUGGUAGAUCAGCAGGAACGAGCAUUUAGACUAGGGAUAGCAGCUAUUCUUGGAGAUGGUGUUUAUAACUUUGGAGAGCUGCUAGCACAUCCUGUUCUGGAAUCUCUGAAAGGCACAGAAAAUGAUUGGCUAGUUUCGUUAUUAUAUGCUUUUAAUAGUGGUGAUAUUGGUCAGUUUGAAUUACUAAAGAGUCAUUGGCAGAAACAGGAAGAUCUUGUCAAGAAUGAGACAAAAUUGUUUCAGAAGAUUCAAUUACUUUCUGUCAUGGAAUUGACCUUCAAAAGACCAUCAACCAAUAGAAGCAUUCCUUUUGAAGUAAUAGCUGAGGCAGCUCGUAUUCCAAUCAGUCAGGUUGAGCUGUUGGUUAUGAAAGCCUUGUCAUUAGGAUUAGUCAAAGGUUCAAUUGAUGAAAUUAGUAAGCAAGUGAAUAUGACUUGGGUGCAACCAAGAGUCCUGGAUCUAUCUCAAAUAAAAGACAUGGCUGACAGGCUUUCCACGUGGUGCAAGAGUGUAAAAGAGACAGUUCACUCAAUGGAAGAUCAAGUGCCGGAACUAUUGGCCUAGCUCUAGAGAUUCAACUUCCACGUGAUUAUACGGGACCUAGAUAUGUAGUUCUAAAUUUUUUGAUGUAGUGGUUACGUAAACGUUACAAGAAGUAAUGAGCACACUAGUACCUGCCCUUCGAGGUUAGAGCUAACAGAAGUAGCCGAUAUAUCUUCUA